This is a messenger RNA of Suillus subalutaceus, 1193 nucleotides long. RefSeq lists its product as uncharacterized. Lineage: Eukaryota; Fungi; Basidiomycota; Agaricomycetes; Boletales; Suillaceae. The transcript is spliced from 13 exons. The record is from RefSeq and is a predicted model, not a curated record. The coding region runs from base 339 to 1049 and encodes 236 amino acids.
AAAUUUCAAAUUUCACUUUGGCAAUGUAACCGCUGAUCGCACUACCGGCAGGUUGCCCAAAUCAUGAACAGUUCUCCUAUCUUUGGGACGAUCAAACACGCAACCCACUGCCUUGCGAUCUCACCAACAACUUUUACCUUGAUGCCAUCGGUAUCCCUGGAUGCACAUUGUCUUUCUACUACUGGAAUUCAGGCUGAACCAUUUACCCCGAUCAAUCAGAUAUCAUCCCUCAAAUCUCACUUUGGAGAUGUAAGUGCUGGAUUGUGGUUAUCAAGCACGAAUGCGAUCGUCAUACGUCCAACAAAUCCCCCCGCUCACUCGCUCCAUCCUCUAAUAGUAUGACCCUAGUCUCGAAUGAUCCCAGUUGGUGGCCACUCAUCAAUGGGAAUGUUAUUUUCAGCUAUUUUGCAGUUGCCGCCUCUGUUGGGGUGAUGUACGAUUGGGCGCUUACUUUUGGACGAGAGCUUGAACUGAUCUGGAGGCAACGCUGGUCCUUGAUGACCUUUCUCUACCUCAGUGUGCGCUAUGCUGGAAUAGCACAUGCUGUGAUGAACAUUUUGAUUAGUGUUCCAACUAUUUCGAUGACAGAUGCAGUGAGCCUUAUCAUAAACGACGAACUUGAUUGGAUGGCUGACAUCGUAAAUGUAAUACUGGGCGUCAUCAUGAUUGUUCGGUUACAUGCCGUGUAUCAGCGAUCCAGAAAGGUGCUGAUAUUUCUCGUCGUCAUCUUUCUAGCCAUCAGAAUUGCCAACGCAGUGAUGACCGUAAUAAUAACGAUGCAGAGUUCAGGGGAGGAAUUCGUUCUCUCCGGCACCUAUCAGUGCAUGUUUGACUCCGGGGGAGAUUUCGGAUUUCUUGGUUCCAUGACUUGGAUACUUGACAUUGUAUGGGAGGUCGUUGCACUGUGUCUCGCGGUCUGGAUUGCUGUAAAGCACUUCCGUGAGCUGCGCCAACACUCAAAAGGUAUUAUCGGUGACUGUUUCACUGUGUUAAUGGAAACUCAUGUGAGUUACUUUGCGAGAUCGGUUUUAUCUCUCCAACGCUCAUAGCGGACUCAGAUUCCCUAGGCCCUCAGAUUUAUGGUGGUUUCGCUCAGAUAUUCCAGUUUGUGGAAUUGUUUGUGCUGGGACCACGCCUGAUCCUCGGUAUUCGAGAAUACCACGCUGAGCUCAUGGCCAACUCUGAUACAGCAA